Messenger RNA from Aspergillus fischeri NRRL 181, 921 nucleotides. RefSeq lists its product as uncharacterized. Lineage: Eukaryota; Fungi; Ascomycota; Eurotiomycetes; Eurotiales; Aspergillaceae. The coding region runs from base 1 to 921 and encodes 306 amino acids. The transcript has a single exon. The record is from RefSeq and is a predicted model, not a curated record.
AUGCAUAUACUUGCAAAACUUGCUGGCGGCGAAGUUGAUGAGCAUUACGAUGUUCUCGAGGCAUAUUUUGCUGAAGGUGCUGACGGUUCGGGCUUAGUGAUGACGUUCCAGCGGCAACUCUCUGCAGAAGAGCCGUGGAAUGGUGAUCCUUCAAAGGACGAUUAUUUCGACAACAGUUAUUGUAUCACCCUCGGAUCUGAAGUGACGAUAUAUGGAGGGCUAGAGCAGGUCUCCUUUCUGGAUUCCCAAGGAUGCUUUUAUUUCUCCGAUCAAGCGGCCGCCAAUCUCGGUACAGGACGACAACUCGUCGUUGAUUUUGAGGUGUCUGAGCAUGCCCUACAGCUCUUUCAACAGUUUCUCAGGGAAGCAGUGACAUGGGGAGUCCCUAGUCAGAUCCCUCAGCUCAACGGUUUAUCCUUCAAAAGUUCCAUCAUGGAAGCUCCCAGCACUCAGCCAAAGGAGCCCGAUGAAAGAAUUAAGGCCCGCAAUCAAAAAGGCGAUCACCUCAAACUCAAAUUCAUCUCCCAAGAGCAACUGGGUCGUGAAGGCGGAAACCUUCUUGAUGAUGGGGCCCGUUCCAGCGAACAAACCCUCGAGGACAUCGGAUAUCUUUCCAACUUGGCUCCUUUCCAGCAGAAGAUAUGCGAUAACUUGCGCGGUUUGGGCUGGAUUGAUACCGACAUUUGCAACUUUCUGAUCCAGCUUGAGAACAUGCGAGGACACAUACGGGCUGAACUGAGAAUGAAGGGGCAGAGUGAGAUCGACAUUCAAAAGCUCGAGGAUAUCUGUAAGACAGAUAUGAAGGAUUUCUCGUACCUCCGACGGUCUGGCGCCAACCGGGCCCUCGAGGAAUACCAGACUGAGCUAUACCUGCUGCAAGAAAACAAGAGGCGAAGAAGGGUUAUGUUAAAUGGAGAAUGA